CUCUCUCUGCCUCUCUCUCUCUCGCUGCCUGUGCUUUGGUAACCUAACAGGGAGGUGUUAACUACUUUUGCUUCCCCAAAGCGCCUCCCGUUAUCUCCGGCGCUCUUGCGCAAGAGCCAGAGGGGCCACUGCUACUGAUAUUCCCACUCCGCUGACAAAAAAAAACUUUUCGGUUUGUUGUGAGGAUAAAAACAAAUCGGAAGCCGAGGAGUCGUCUGCAGAAAGAAGGGGAUUGUGCCGCGACGAGUUUGGUGACCACACGAUGAUGAGGAACCAGAUGUGAGGACUGACGGAUCGCCACCUUCUCCGGACCCUCCGACUCCCAGAACACCUCCAACAAACUCUCCAACAGGGAGGCAUCUAGUGCUGACUGUUUAGGAGGAAGAACUUCUAUCUGUAUAUAUCAGAGCAGAACUGACCAAGACUGAAGUGAGCAGGACUGAACAGAACGAACUGCAGUGAGGUGGAAUGGAAUGAGCUGGACUGAGCUCAGAUGAACUGACAUUAGCUGAAGUGAAAUGAAAUGAACUGACCUGAACCAAGCUAAAGUGAACAAAUCUGAAUUGAAGUGAACUGACCAUCCCUACAGCCUCUUUGUCCAGUACUCAGGGCUCUUUUUAGAGCCCCUUCCCCUGAAGAGCUUACUUCUUCGCUUAACUCUCCAAACCAAAUUUACUUGCUUCGUCUGACCCUCUCCAAGGGUCUUGAACAUUGCCUCCCAUCUCACCGAGGAGGAAGCUUCUCCUCCUCCUCCUAAAAUCUUCACCACCUCUUUCUUCCAUCCAGACAUGGACCUCCACCGGGCAGCCUUCAAGAUGGAGAGCUCCUCCUACCUGCCCAACCCCUUGGCCUCCCCAGCCCUCAUGGUUCUGGCCUCCACUGCUGAAGCCUCUCGUGAUGCUUCCAUUCCCUGCCAGCAGCCGCGCCCAUUCGGUGUUCCAGUUUCCGUUGAGAAAGACGUCCAUUUGCCAUUUAACAAUGGUUCAUACACUUUUGCAUCGAUGUACCACCGCCAAGGUGCUGUUCCGCCUGGAUUCCCCAACAGGGACUUUCCCCCAUCUCUCCUUCAUCUCCAUCACCAGUUUGCUCCACCUAACCUGGACUGCUCACCAAUCAGCAUGCUGAAUCACAGCGGUGUUGGCGCCUUCAGGCCCUUUGCCUCACCUCCAGAAGAUCGGGAUGGGGCACCAGGGGGGUAUCAGUCCGCUUUCACCCCAGCCAAGCGCCUCAAAGGCUGCCUGGAUGCAGAGGCUUCGCCCCACCUGCGGUACUCUGAUGCCGAGGGGAAAGAGUAUGACUUCGGUGGCGCCCAGAUCCCUCCCGGUGGCUCGCCCAGUGGAGCCUUGAAGGCAGUGGAGGACGCUGGGAAAAAGAUCUUUGCUGUAUCAGGCCUCUUAUCUGACCGAGAGACCUCAUCCAGCCCUGAAGACCGCAUUGAGCGCUGUAAGAAGAAGAUGUCUCUGUAUGACAGCCAGGCUCCAAUCUGUCCCAUCUGCCAGGUACUGCUCAGGCCCGGAGAGCUGCAGGAACACAUGGAGACGGAGAUAGAGAGGCUAGCCACCAUGUGUCUCAGUAAGAACCCGUCACCCAAGGAUGGUGUAGCCACUCCGGGAACCCCCAAGUCGUUGCUGUUGUCGGUGCACAUCAAGCGUGAGGGAGAGUCUCCUGUGGUCUCGCCACUGUCCUCCGAAGAUGCCCACCACUCCGACAGAUACCAGACAUUUUUACGAGUGCGGGCAAACAGGCAAACAAGAUUGAAUGCCCGUAUAGGCAAGAUGAAGAGGAGGAAGCCUGAGGAGGGGGGCCAGGUAUGUCCGCUGUGCAGCGCCCCAUUGGCUGGGAGCGAGGAGGAGAUGAGUAGACAUGUGGAACAAUGCCUGCUCCAGCGCGAGGGUGCGUUCGGCGACGACGAUAAUGCAGACAUGGACGGGGAGAAUGGGCGAGGCUUCGAGGAGUACGAGUGGGCAGGGCAGAAGAGGAUCAGAGCCACCGCUCUGCUGGAGGGAGGCUUCAGAGGAACAGGCUUUGCCAUGUGCAGCGCCAAGGAGAGCGCGGCGGACAGUGACGCCGAUUUGGACGUGGACGGAGACGACACCCUGGAGUACGGCAAGGCCCAGUACACCGAGGCUGACAUCAUCCCCUGUUCCGGGGCAGGAGAGGACCAAGGGGAGGCCAGGGAGAGGGAGGCACUACGGGGAGCCGUGCUCAAUGGCGGGAUGCCUUCCAACAGAAUAACGCCCGAGUUCUCCAAAUGGGCCAAUGACGAGAUGCCUUCAACGAGCAAUGGAGAGUGCAGCAAGACGGACCCCAACACUCCUUCCUCCUCCUCCUCCUCUUGCUCUUCCUCCUCUGCCCCACGCACCUGUAAAAACAGCGAGAUCGAAAAGGUAACGGAGGACUCAACGGCCACCACCCUGGAGGCUCUGAAGGCUCGAAUCAGGGAGCUGGAGAAGCAGAUACUGAGAGGAGACCGAUACAAGUGUCUCAUCUGCAUGGACUCCUAUACGAUGCCACUCACCUCUAUCCAGUGCUGGCACGUCCAUUGUGAAGAAUGCUGGCUCAGGACUCUGGGAAACAAGAAGCUGUGCCCGCAGUGCAACACCAUCACCUCACCUGGAGACCUGAGGCGCGUCUACUUGUGAAGAACAACCCCCCGGCCCUUCGUCCUUCCAGUCCAUUCCUCCCUCCACCUUGGAUUUUCUUCUCCCGCUCUGUCAAAUGACAUUAACGUUUUCUUUUCCCGCGGCCUGCGUUGGCAGCUCAAAACCUCCGAGAGCAAACAGAGACAAGACGGCUGUCUGUAAGACUCCGCUGGCUCUUCCUGGAGGUAGAAACUGGCUUGACUGGCCAAACAGCUGAUCCACUGACUGACUGACUGAAUGGCCAGCCAAAACAGAAGAAAAUAAUAAAGACGGACCCGCGGUCCCACUGGUCAGCUCGAAUGGCUCCAACAGGCUCGCUGCUCUCUGCUCCAGCUGCCCCACUGGCAUGACUCCCUCUGCAAAGUAGUGUGUGGUUUGGAAGACAACACUGGGCCAAAGCAGACUUCCAGAGACUAAAAGGACUUGGUCGGUGUGCGUUAACAGAGAUGUUGCUCAGUAACCGCUCAGUCAAGCCCUGCCACAGCCUACAGAUGGAUGUCUCACCUCCACGCACAUUACCCUGUAGUUUCACCCUGCAGAAGCUAGUCCCAGAGAGAACUUACUGAGAAAAUACUGAAAACCUUUUGCCCCCCCUCUUGCUCUUAAACAUUUCAGUGGUGCUGGACAACAGGCUCUUCCCUGAUGACUUGACAGAUAGUUUGUUUUUGUUAUUUUUUCCCCCCUUUUCCAGGUGGAGAGUGAGUUCUCCGUCUUAAUGCCUCUGACGCUCAAGAUGAACAGUGAAAGAGGGGGAGAAUUUUACAAAAAAAAGGCCCUGUCCACUCAAAACUGAGCUUUCAACCAAACUGAGAAUAACCUCACAACCUUGUAAAGGAGUUUGAUACUCCUCCUCUUCUCAUUGAAUCUUCCCAUCCACCCCAUCCUUCCUUCCCUCCUUCCUUCCUCCCUUCCUUGCUUCCUUCUUUUGUGGUGUUCUAGUGAAGUCAACCAAAAUGUUUCCCCAAGAUGCAGUUCAAGCACAUGUAAUAUAGUCUAUGUAUGUUUACAAUGUUGGGUGUAAAUGACAUAGAGUUCACGCACACGUGUACACACAUACGCAAAGACAUAACACACAGCCGCACACACCUACAUCAGCAGACACACACACACACAGAAGUAUAUGACAUCAAAGUCCGGGUUUUAGUUUUGGGAAGGGGAAGGGAAUGAUGUUCGGGGGACAAAAAUGGCAAGAAUUAAAAAAAGCCUUCUGUAUUUUUAAAAAAAAAUUGUUGAUGUCUCAAGGUUGAAGUUGUAUUUCACUGUACAGGAAUUAAAAAAAUUUAUGUAAUAACUACUCAAAACUAGACGGUCAAGGUUUAGAUGGUGUAAAUUUUUUUCCAUGCAACUACAGUGUACCCUAAAGCUGUAGAUUUGAACAUUAAGUGAGGAGAGGUCUUUCUUUUUUAUCAAAUUGAAAGAUUGUUAUUGCCCUAGAUUUAAAACGAGCACUGAACGAUGGAAUUGCUCUUUAGUUGCAAUGAUGUCCAACUGAGCCUCUUGUUUUUGUUUUUGUUUUGAUCUCAUCUGGAGUAAUGUUAACCUCCAUUUAUGCUUCUGUCAGUUGGAAUAACAUGCUUGGAUCAUACUCUAGAAAACACUUUUUUUUUUUUUUUUUUUUGUUUCACCCCCAAAAGAAAAAUUCUUCCAUUGUUCUCAUACUGCUAUGCUGCAACAAAAUCCCAAACUGGCAACCCUGAAGGGCAGGUUCUUUCUAGCUAUAAUGGACGAGGGAAGGCUCUGGAAGGGUGGAUGGCCAAAGCUUGAACUGGCAACUUCCAGGCCCGCGUUUCCCCUCUCCUCUUAAGGCAGCAGCAGCCAAGGUGGUGGUGUGCUUUGUGUUUGUAAAACUAUGUAUUCUGUGAUGUCUGUAUUGUUGUAAGAAAUGACGAAAAAAAAAAAGAAAAAAUAAAACUUCUCAAAUACCACGAGUGGUCCUGUUCACAAAACCUGGAUGGAAAAAUAUGACAUUGUAAAGAAAAAAAAUGUUCCUGUGUUCACUGAAAAAAGGUGGGGAAGAUGGCCUUAAUGCAAAAGACACACUUUCUUUUCAUGUGCGUUUUUUAAUAGACCCUCUGUCAUCUCAGUGUCCGUAGUGUUCUCUCUCUCUCAAGUAACGACAAUAAUUUCCAUCCACUGUGACAUAGAAAAAAAGCCCCCUGUUUAAACGAUCAUCUUUUGUUUUUGAGGCGUUCUGAGAUCCUUCAGCUUAACAAGGUCUCGAUUCGGAGCAGGUUAGGGAUGAGUUCAUCUGCAGUGAAAUGAUGUUUUUUGGUUUUUUUUUCUAGCUUCAUUCCCUUUGGUUUUAGCGCACGCUCUCACAUCCUGGUAGGCUAAAGACUCAACAGGCUAAACAGGAUGCAACGCUACACUGUUCUAUGUUCACUCGAGAAUACUCUCUUCAGCUCUGUCACGCCUUUGCGUUGUGAUCCCUCCAACCCAAACGCGUUUAUUUGAACCUGCCCCAAAGAUGACAAACUGCACAAGAGGAUUGUGUCAAAACUAAUUUGUGUCUUGUAUAUUCUUGGAAAUGGUACAUGUCUUUCCCGUUUGUAAACUACAUUUGACAUUAAUUAAAUGAUUGUAAAUCUCAA
Molecule: messenger RNA, 5233 nt
Organism: Myripristis murdjan (pinecone soldierfish)
Lineage: Eukaryota; Metazoa; Chordata; Actinopteri; Holocentriformes; Holocentridae
Gene: rnf220a
Product: ring finger protein 220a
Exons: 14
Coding region: 789-2642 (617 amino acids)
Biological process (GO): protein ubiquitination
Molecular function (GO): metal ion binding; ubiquitin protein ligase activity
Source: RefSeq, a predicted model, not a curated record